UCGAACACGAUGACAUCUCUGAGGCUUGUCUUCUUCCAACUGACAUGUUUGUUCUUGGGGGUAAAGGCUCAGGCAGCUGCUCUGAAGUCGGUUCAGCCAGACGGAGGUUUAUUAUCGUUAAAAACUGGGGACAACUUGACUCUGACAUGUUUCCAUAAAGCUAAUGUUCCUGCAAGGCUUUAUUGGUAUAAACAACCUCUGGGACAGAAACCACAGCUGAUCUCUUCCGUCUACUGGUCUGUUGAAAAUGGCACUUUUCAUGGUGAAUUUAAGUACAAUCCACGCUUCACACUGGAUACAAGAGAUGGUAAAAAUCACUUAAAGAUCUCAGAUCUGCGUAUUUCAGACUCCGCUGCUUACAAUUGCAUGAGUAGUUUUUCAAGCGCGUUAGAAAUUUCAGAGAGUAUUACAGUCAGUGUGACGGGUUCAGCUCAGGUCCUUCAGUCGGCAUCGGAGAUCAUCCAGCCAGGAGACUCUGUGACUCUGAACUGUACAGUACACACUGGGACCUGUGAUGGAGAACACAGUGUUUACUGGUUCAAAUACUCUCAAGAAUCUCAUCCAGGACUCAUUUACACCUAUGGAGGCAGGAAUGAUCAGUGUGAGAGGAAAGACAACACACAAACACGCACCUGUGUCUACAACUUGCCAAUGAAGAGCCUGAAUCUUUCUCAUGCUGGGACCUACUACUGUGCUGUUGCCUCAUGUGGACACAUACUGUUUGGAAACGGGACCAAGCUGGACGUCCAAGAUGAGGUUGCCUUGGCGUAUUUCUGGAGGGGAGCUUCGACAUUCUUCAGCAUCCUGGCUGUUUUACUGGCUUUCUCAGUGUGCAUGAUGAACAAGAGGAACAGCUGCCACACUUCAGCAGAGACUCGAUCAGGAUGUUCAGCUCCCUCCAAACCGAAUGCAGAGCAUUACCAAAAUGAGGACGACCACUGUUACGCUGCUUCAAGUGUCAACCUGACAAAGAGAUCAAGAGGACAAAGAGAUCAGACCUGGAGUGAGUGUGUGUACUACAGUGUAAAGCAGUAGAACUGGACUCAUUACAUUUGUACUUUUGAAGAAGAAUAGAUCUUCUCAUUGACUCUUUCUUAAGGUGUAAUGUAGAUUUAGAUUAAACUUGGAACUUCAUAUGCUUUUUUAACUUCAUUUUGGCCUGCAGCUCUGAGGAAAUUGCCCUGUGUGCUGUUCAUCUGUAUAUGUUUGUGUGACUUUGUUUCAUGCAUAGAAAGCAUGUAUCUAAAAUUAUAAUAUUAAAAUGAAUGAAUGAAUGUGACUUAACCAGUGUAUUCAGAAGCUUAUAUUGUGUCGUUGUAGAAGCCAAGCUUAAUCUUUCUGUGUUUAUUAGUUGAUGGUUUUUAAAUAAAUAAAAAAAAAAGAUUUUUUUUAAUGCUGUCAAUGAUCAAUUAAAUAUAAUAAAACAUUUGGAGUACAUUGAGUUUGAAAAAUGAUUUGUGUGCUUGUUCGAUCCAGAGGUAACUCAGACGUCUUCCAACAUGAGUCGGUACCAUGAUCGUUCUCAAACAACGAUCGUAACAGUUCAACUUUU
Messenger RNA from Acanthopagrus latus (yellowfin seabream), 1552 nucleotides. RefSeq lists its product as uncharacterized. The transcript has 5 exons. The record is from RefSeq and is a predicted model, not a curated record. Gene Ontology annotation, biological process: response to bacterium. NCBI's taxonomy places the organism in Eukaryota, Metazoa, Chordata, Actinopteri, Spariformes, Sparidae. Bases 10 to 1035 code for a protein of 341 amino acids.